GACCAAAAAGGAGAACUCUUAGUUGGUCUACCUGGAUCUCUAACAAUUAUCUAUCCCUGCUUUCCUGUCAAGUACAUUGUUUGCUUCUCCUUUCAGCGUCUUUAUCUUAUGAUUCUGUCCUCUGGCGAAAUGCAAUCCUUAUAUUGGCCAAGCAUUUCUCCACGAAAUUCCAGCAAGCACACCUUCGAAAAUACUCACAGCAAAAACGAAUCCCACGAAAAGGGCCUAGAUGAUAUGUUAAGAGUUGCGAAGAAAACGCUCCGUCCACAAGGAUCAUUCAAUGCUGAAUUCUGGGCCGAGACUGCCGAAUUCAACAACAUUAUGAUCCAAAGAGCCGAAACAGAAAGAAAUAUCUCCUUGCAAGACUUCAAAGGGCCUAGAUCCGAAUGGGAGACAACCGAAGAAGCGAAGUCUAUUUUGGAAAGGAUAAAGGCGUAUAAGGUACAGCGACGAAUCUGCGAUCAGCGAUCUGAAAAAGUUGGAGAGAAAGGGAGCCACUCUCUCCGAGCGAGCUUUGUGAAGCUCUUUACAACAAGCCAGAUGGGGCUAGAGAUCAAAGAUACAGGCGCUGGAAAAAGAGAUGGCAAGCUUCAGAUCCAAGUCCGAAAAGCCACGAUCGAUGCAUAUGGGAGUAGACAUCCUACUGAGGAGGACCUCCUUUGGUGCCCAAUCCUGGAAAGAUGGACACCAGAAAGUGAGAUGACUGCCGCACCUCUCUUUGCAUGGAUGCACGGGCAGGAUACUAUGGAUGCUAUCUUUGGGACUACUGACACCCCUGAACUCUUCUCGCCGAAGAACGGCCUCAUGAUAUCGACGUGCAUUGAGAAAUAUUUCGAUUCUGGAAAGAUUGUCCUUGUUCCAGACAUUCCAGAACACGCUAGCAUUAUCGAUAUUAAAGGCUGGGUCAAAAGAGACCCUCGUCAAUACAAAAUUCGGAUCCUUGACCCCAAUUGGAAGAAAUUGGAUAAGCUCAUCCAUCCGUGGAUAGGGCUGAAAUGGUCAGCUCUCCAAGACAGGAGGCUAGUCUUUAAAACUCAAUUCAGGCCAAGGGCGAGAUACGUAUACUUCCAUUAUUGUGUGCAGGUUCUCCGCCACAUAUGGCAGCAAGAGACUCCUGACGCCAUUGGGGUAUUAACUGACGAAGAAGGGAAGCCCUUCUGGGCAACGCCGUCAAAAUACAUGAGCAAAAACAUGCUCCGAGCCUUUGUGGAAGAACUUGGACAUGAAUAUGAGGGGCUCAUUGACUGUGGACCAUCUUUGCCUUGGGAUAGAGGAGAUCCAAAUCUCCUUCUGGAGCUUGCAUCAAAACAGGUCACUGCGGGGGAAGAUAAUCGGGGCGAGAAUUAUGAAUAUACGGAUGACGACGAGAGCGAUGAGGAUACAGAGGAGCACCAUUGACUAUGAGAUGGUUCCUUUCUUUCCAUGAUUCUAUAAUUGUUGCAUUUUCAAUAGCCCAUGUCACACCGAAUACAGCAGAGCAGCUUUGAGCUUGGGGAGUCCUCGGAACAGUGUGUGAGCUAGAAAAGAACCGUUUCUCCCACAUCUACCGAUUCAAUGCAUCGGGUAACAGAUUUGGAGAUUCAACGCUGUACUCCGUAAAGGGUGAUUUAGACCGAAUGAGGACCUCGAUGGCUCGGUUUUAAUUACUUCUGAUAGCCAGCCCUGCCAAGAACCUGCGCCAGGAAAGUUGACCUGUUAGGCAAACUAGCAAUUUUGACGGCUUGGCACAAGCAACUAAAGCAGCCUUAUGAGGCGCCGUUUGGCAAGAUCUUCGCAGUUCUCUUGCUUC
Paecilomyces variotii is the source of this 1789-nucleotide messenger RNA. RefSeq lists its product as hypothetical. The transcript has 2 exons. Lineage: Eukaryota; Fungi; Ascomycota; Eurotiomycetes; Eurotiales; Thermoascaceae. The coding region runs from base 109 to 1398 and encodes 429 amino acids. The record is from RefSeq and is a predicted model, not a curated record.